CUCAUGGCGGCGGCAGGGGCGGCGGCGGCGCCCCGGGCGAGAGGAGUGGUGCACUUGGAGACUGCGGGGCUGAGGGGCGGGGCGGCAGCGAAAGCCCCGCCGCUGCCGCCCCUCGUGCCCGUGCUGCACAUGCGGCAGGUGGUACGGCAGGUCGUACAACUGGGCAUGGAGGUACUGCUGCCCGGGUACGGCAGCGGCGGCGGCGGUUCGUCUUCCUCCUCCGCUAGUGCUGCUGGCGGCGGCGGGUUCAGCGCUGCGUUGACCGCCUCCCACUCGGCGCUGCGGCGGCUGUCGGUGCCCGUCAGCUUCAUCAACCUCCAGCACUACACGGAUGUGUUCAGGGCCCUGCUGAUUGAGGAGCUCGCAGCCGCAGUUCGCAGCAGUGUGGAGGACCUGGCAGCAGGAGGCGGCAACAGCAGCAGCGGUGGUGGUGGUGCUGGUGGUGGUGGCGGUGGGCCCCCCGCCAUUCGCGCUCUGGUGAGCUCGCUCCAGCGCACGGACGACGUGCACAGCGUGACCCUGACGGUGGAGGGCGGGCCGGCGCAGCGGGACAUGUGCAGGCCGGAGGACCUGGUGUUGCUCACCCGGCGUCCGCUGCCCGGUGCUGCCUCGCUGGCCCGCCCGUCCGCCCCCUGCGUGCUGGGGGUGGUGACGGAGGUGGCGCAGGAGGGGGCGGGCGGGCCGGGGGGGCUGCUGGGGGGCUGCUGUGUCACGGUGCAGGUGUGUCUCAAUCCCCCCUCCACCGCACCCGGCCCCCUGCUCCUCGAUGCCACUGCUCCUGCUGGCAGUGGUGGCGGGGUGCGUCUCGAGGGCUGCCUGCUGCCGCGCACCGAGUGGCACCUCACCUCGCUGCACUCGCUGGUGCCGCACUUCAGGGAGUUCGCGGCCCUCUGCAACCUGCCCCGCCUGCACGAGCCCACCGUGCGCUUCCUGCUCAACCCCCAAGGACACCAACAGCAGCAGCAGCAGCAGGCCCCCCAGCACCGCCCCUCCUCCUCCACCUCUGAGGCCUCCGCCCCCCCCUGCUGGGAGGCCGCCGCGCUGCCGCCGCCCCUCAAGGCCGCCCUGCAUGCCGCCUUCAACGAGGGGCAGCGCGGGGCCAUUCUGGCGGCACUGGACACCGCACGGCAGUUCACACUGGUGCAGGGCCCCCCGGGGACGGGUAAGACCUCAGCCAUCAUGGGUAUGGUUUCGGUGCUGCUGGCGCGGCCCGACAUAGCGCAGUACAAGGCGGCGCUGGAGGCGGGGGAGCCCACAAAGUACGACAGAGGCGCUGGCGGCGGUGCAGAUGCCGGCGGCGGCGGCGGCAGGGUUGGCGGCCGGGCUGCGGCGGCGGCGGGUCGGGGAAGCAGGCUGGCGGCUUCUGGUGGUGGUAAUGUUGGUGGCGGAGGUGGAAUGACGAAGGGAGGGCCGCUGAAGAAGUCCUCUGCAGCCAAGCGUUACGAGGCGGCUAAAGCGGCGGCAGCGGCAGCAACGGCGGGGACGAAGGCGGCGAAGGCAGGAGGCAAGGGUACUACGGCGGCGGAGGCAGCAGGAAGUGGUGAGGAGGGGACAGCAGCAGCGGCGGCAAAGGAGGCAGGCAACGGUGGCGGUGGCGGCGGUAGCGAUGGAGGCGGGGGUCGCGAUCCCUAUGCGCCACCGCCGGCCAAGCAACCGCGAUGGGGCCCGUCGCCGGCAACGACUGCCACCGCCAAGGCGACUGCCACCGGUAGCGGCGGCGGCGGCGCCUCCUCGUCUUCCCUAACGACGACGAAGGCAGCGUCCUCAUCCCCAACGCCUCCUCCGUCGUCCGCAACGACGGCCCCCCAGGCUGCUCUAGAUGCCUUUGACUUUGCCGUGCAGCCGCGCUGCCGGGUGCUGGUGUGUGCACAGUCCAACGCCGCUAUCGACGAGCUGCUCACGCGGCUGGCGGAGGAGGGCGUGUGGCGGGCGGACGGCAGCAGGCGCCCGCCGGCAGUGGUGCGGCUGGGGCGAGUGGAGGUGGCCCAUGGGUCGGUGAUGGCGCUCCACGUGGACUCCUUAGCGGAGCAGCUGGCGGGCCGCCACACGGGCAGUACGGCAGCCGGCGUGGCGCUGGAGGAGGCGAGGAAGGAGGUGACGGACGCGCGGAAGAGGUUUGAGGAGGUGUCGUACGACCUGGAGCAGUUGGAAAGGAAAUUGGCAACACGGCAGCAGAAGCACAAACCCAAGCAGCAGCAGCAGGGUGACAGCUCUUCCGUCUACAAGAAGGAGGGCCAGGAGGAGCAGCAGCAGGAGGAGGGAGGUCGGGCCCCCAGCCGUCGAUGCAGUGACAACGGCAGUACCGGCAGCGGUGCUGCUGCUGCCGCUGCCGCUGCUGCUAAGAAGGAUCAGCGGCCAGCUAAGGCUAGGGCCAGGUCUAAGCCCAGGGAGGGGGCAGAUGGGGGUGAUGACAUGGACUUGUGCAGUGGUGGUUCUGACGGGUCCGGGUCGGACGGGAGCGGCUCGGACGGCUCAGACGCCUCACUCGAAGAGGGCGAGGAGGAGGAGGGCGGCGGCAGGCGACGCAAGCAGCAGAGGCGGCGGCGGCAGUCUCGGGCAGCAGGGAGAGACAAGGCGGGCGCAAUAUCCGUUGACAACGACGGCGGCGGUGGUGGUGGUAGAGUGAAGGAGGCGGCGAACGGCAAGGCCCAAGCUGGUGAUGCUAGUGGUGGCGAUGUCGAUGGUGAUGGUGAUGGUGAGGAUGAGGAGGACGAGGUGGUGUUGGCGGCCCGAGUGGCAGCACUGCAGCGGCAGAAGCAGCAGCUGUGGGAGCGGUUCAAGUACACGGAGCGCACUCAGCGGCGGGGCACUCGGGAGGUGGAGCGGCAGCGCAGGGAGCGGCGGCAGGCUGUUGUGUUGGCGGCCGAGGUGGUGGUGACCACUCUGUCCAGCUCGGGAGGCGACCUGGCGCAGCUCUGGAGCGCUGCCACCCACACCGCUGCAGCAGCUGCAGCAGCAGCUGCAGCGGCAGGGGGGAGCAACAGCAACACCGCCGCUACCGGCAGUGCUGCCACUGCUGCUUCUGCUUCUGGUAGCGGUACCUCCGGUGCAGGUGGUGGCGGGUUGCUGCUGCCCGCGGGCGCACCGCGUUUCGACGCGCUGAUCAUCGACGAGGCGGCUCAGGCGCUGGAGCCGGCCGCACUCAUACCGCUGCAGCUGCUGCAGCCGGGGGGCAAGGUGAUCCUGGUGGGCGACCCCCGCCAGCUGCCCCCCACCGUGCUCUCCCGCGCCGCCGAGGCCGCCCGCCUGUCGCAGUCGCUGUUCGAGCGGCUGCAGGCGGCGGGCUGCCGCGUGUGCCUGCUGGCGCGGCAGUACCGCAUGCACCCGCACAUCAGCAGGUUCCCCUCCGCCUACUUCUACGACGACGAGUUGCGAGACGGGGAAACCAUCACGCCCGCCUCCCGCGCCGCGCCCUGCCACUCCCACCCGCUCUUCGGGCCCCUAGUGCUCCUGGACUGCAGGGAGGGCAGGGAACGCGCCGGUGGCGGCGGCGGAAGCGGUCGCGGCUCUUCGUCUUCCGGCGGGGGCGGCGGCGGCGGCGGCUCCCUCCGAAACCUCGCCGAGGCUGACCUCGUGGCAGAGCUCUACGCCGGCCUGACCUCUCGCUUCCCAACCUACCGCCCCCGCAUCGCCAUCCUCACCCCCUACCGAGCACAACUAGCCACCCUACGUGCCGCGCUGCGCUCCAGGGGGGGCGUGCGAGAUGAGGAUCUCGCCUCGAGGAUCGACAUUGCAACCGUGGAUGGAUACCAGGGCCGUGAGGCGGAUGUGGUGAUUUUUUCGGCGGUUAGGGCGAAGCCGCCGGCGGCGGUUGGUGGAGGUGGAGGC
Messenger RNA from Astrephomene gubernaculifera, 3828 nucleotides. Lineage: Eukaryota; Viridiplantae; Chlorophyta; Chlorophyceae; Chlamydomonadales; Astrephomenaceae. The record is from the annotation of a GenBank genome assembly.